AUGGAAGUAUCUCAAGUAUACCAUACUCCCAAGGUGAGAAGUAGGAAAUCAUCAUCAUCCACUUCAUCCGUAUCAAGCUCACCAAAGUUAAAAUCACCAUCGGGUAUAAAGGAAGAUACUCCUUCAUCACGUCGUGAACCAACUAUUAUUAAAAGACGUAAUUCCCAUUUUGUAUCUACUUCAUCACCAUGGUUUAGAAGAAAUUCCUUCUUGUCACCUUCAAUGAUUCAAAAUGAAAAUUUCUCUGUUUAUGAAGCUCCUAAUUUUUAUAGUGAAUCAUCAAGUACAUAUAAUAUAAUUUCAUUACGAGAAUGUCAAGGAUUCUUAUUUAAUCAAGAUUUAUUUGCUACUCCAUAUCAACAAUCUAAAUCAUUAGCUCAAGAACGGAAAGUUCGAGAAUUAUCCUUUAGUAAAUCAAAAUCAAAAUCAAGAUCGAAUUCAAGAUCUCAUUCAAAAUCAAAAUCAAUAACUCCUUCCGAUUCCUCCAAUUGCAUUAAUCAAGACCAACCACCUCAAAACCGUCCGUCAGAAAGAAGACAUACCUCAUAUCAUGCUCCCAGACCCAGCUUUUUAAGACCUAGUGAUGAUAGCGCCAUCAUUGAUGAUGAUGAUGAAGAUGAUGAGGUUGAAAGUAAUGUAAGGGCUGCCGUGGAAGAUAUUGAUAUGGAAAUGAGUCAACGUAAUACCAUUGUGAAUAAAUAUAAUGAGGAAGAAAGUGAAGAGAGUGAAGACGAUGAUGAUGAUGAUGAUGAUGGAAUAGAUGAUGAUGAUGAAGAUGAUUAUGAAGAAAUGCAUGGGUAUGGUGGUGAUUCAAAUAAUAGAAGGUAUAAAGUUCAUGUCACUGAAAUAAUAGUGGAUGAGGCUGAUAAUGAUAUCUUCCCCAAUUGA
Messenger RNA from Scheffersomyces coipomensis, 888 nucleotides. RefSeq lists its product as uncharacterized. The record is from RefSeq and is a predicted model, not a curated record. Lineage: Eukaryota; Fungi; Ascomycota; Pichiomycetes; Serinales; Debaryomycetaceae. Bases 1 to 888 code for a protein of 295 amino acids. The transcript has a single exon.